Didymella exigua CBS 183.55 is the source of this 1858-nucleotide messenger RNA. RefSeq lists its product as uncharacterized. Lineage: Eukaryota; Fungi; Ascomycota; Dothideomycetes; Pleosporales; Didymellaceae. Bases 244 to 1773 code for a protein of 509 amino acids. The transcript has 4 exons. The record is from RefSeq and is a predicted model, not a curated record.
GUCAAGCGGCAACCACACCGUGCUUGUUCUUGUCCACCCUCAACAUCAAUAUCUCAUCAUCAAAAUCGGGUGCAUGGUGAGUGACGGGCUCAGAGCACCGCCCGCUCCAGGCACCUUUCACGCCUAGCUGAACAGCAAACCCCGAUAUCAUCGCUGCCUGCCGUCCCGCUAAGCUCGCCUGACAAGUCGGCUCCACUAUGUUAGCAGUACAUAUCUUGAAAGCAAAGUCGUAAAACUACUUCAAUGGAGCCUUACGCCUACAAGUCGCUCAACAAAGGCGAGAUCAGAUUGCUGAGAUUGCAUCCCAAGAACAGCAUUGGAUCGCUAUCCGGAUCUCUCAUCCAUGUCCCGCUGACCAAUCCCACCUACUGCGAAGGAUCCGCAGACAGCGAACCGCAUCUUGAGCAUCCAUACCCAUACGAUGCAAUCUCCUACACUUGGGGCACAGAUGCCAGGAAACCGUUCAGUCUCGUGAUCGAUCACAAUCGAACCAUUGGGAUCACUGCGCAUCUACAUUAUGUUCUCCAGAAGAUCGUACAAUCCCAUACAAGCGUCCUUAUUUGGGUCGAUGCUAUCUGCAUCAAUCAAGCAAACCAAGACUCGGAGGAGAAGAGUCAGCAAAUUCUACUCAUGCCAGACAUUUACCGUAUUUCGAAGCGCGUACAGAUUCAUCUAGGCCCAGAAGCCAAUGAUAGCCCCCUUGCGAUCAAAUUCCUGGAGCACAUGGCGGAGUACGCGGAGUACCUAGACGAGAGUCUAAAUGUCUCAAAUUCGGAAGCAUACGCACUCGCCUUGGAGAUGGGAUAUAGCCCUCCCGUAGAAAGCGACAAGACGUGGAAUGCUCUGCGCUCUUUCUGGUUGCGGCCUUGGUUCCGCCGCAUAUGGGUUACACAAGAAUUGGUCAAUGCCCUGGAUCCCGUCAUCCAUUGCGGAGACCUGGAAAUCGACUGGAGAACUCUUUGGUUGGCUGCCCGCGUGUUCCAGAACAACAACCGUCUGAUGGAAACGGGUCUGACGAUUUUCACCCACCAUAUUGGCGUGGAUGCACUAGAGGGUGCAAAUUCCUACUACGCCAUAGCAGAUAUGCGGCUCCGAACCUGGGGUUAUAUGAGCUCAGCCUACAUAGUGACAGCUUGGGCACUAGGGGGGGACAAGCAGACUCCCGCUGGACUUCUUGGCCAGAGAGGUCUGCGCCCUCAUGAGAAGAUUCCAAUCCGACGGGAUCGAUCCGCUCUUUUGGCUUACGAGCGUUUGUCAAGGCCGAACGCGUUACGGGAUCGCGCAGCUGGAAGCAUCUUGUUCAACUCUAAAUACCCAGACUUGGUCACUAUGCUUAGCAGAACGAAGAUCUUUCUGGCUACUAAUCCAGUGGAUCGGAUCUACGCUCUACUAGGUCUUGUCUGCGAUGUAGAUCCGCACGAUCCGGACUUCAGGAUUGAGUACGCGGCUGCGCAAACCCCAGCCGUAGUUUGUCAGCGCUUCGCAGCUGGCCUCAUCAAAAGAAGCGAAGGUGCUGCUGUACUGGGUAUGGCUGGAACAACGAGGCAGGCAUGCCGAACCGUCUCUGAUAGUCCCUCCUGGGUUCCAGACUGGACAACUCCAAUACGUCCGAACGACUACGUAGUCUCCUUAAACUUCUUGAUGCACGGCCUUAAUUAUUCCGACAAGCAGUACGGAACUCCGACAACACGCUCGUUGUCCGCGGUGCCUUGUUUGACACCCUACUCCAUAUUACGAAGGGAAAACUAUUCGCCCCACCAACCUGGUACUUGAACAUUCUGCUGGCAUUUUCAGCGCCAGGGAUAGUCGCAGAAAGAGUGGAAGAGGCUCUUUGGAAGACUCUAGUCGCAAACAGGAC